Neltuma alba is the source of this 1052-nucleotide messenger RNA. RefSeq names its product PHD finger protein ALFIN-LIKE 4-like. The record is from RefSeq and is a predicted model, not a curated record. The transcript has 5 exons. The coding region runs from base 138 to 887 and encodes 249 amino acids. Gene Ontology annotation, molecular function: transcription cis-regulatory region binding; histone binding; transcription coregulator activity. Gene Ontology annotation, biological process: regulation of DNA-templated transcription. Gene Ontology annotation, cellular component: nucleus. Lineage: Eukaryota; Viridiplantae; Streptophyta; Magnoliopsida; Fabales; Fabaceae.
CCUCACGCACUCGCUGGCCAUCAAUAUCGCGUCCCGUACGUCAAUAUUCUCAGUUGUUUCCGAUUCAAAUCCGGUGGCAGAUCAAAUACUUUUCCCGCUCUUUUCCUCCCGUUUACAAUCUUCGAUUUCAGCUCUAAAUGGAAGGAGCCUCUGCGUCCAAUUCUGGUGCUGACAUGGAACUAGUUUUCAGCGAUUUCAGGGCUCGCAGACACGGUCUGAUUAAGGCCCUCACAGAGGAUUUUGAUGAGUUCUAUCGCCGGUGUGAUCCCAGUAAACGUGGUGAUUCGGAGGAGGAAGAGUUUCUUUGCCUAUAUGGAUAUCCCGAUGGGCAGUGGAUGGUGGAACCGCCGAUGGAGGAUGUUCCUACAGACCUUCCGGAGCCUGUAUUGGGUAUAAACUUAGCCAGAGAUAUGAUGCCCAAAGAGGAAUGGCUAUCCUGGGUCGCUGCCCACAGCGAUACUUGGUUACUCUCUGUGGCUUUCUUCAUAGGCGCUCGCUUUGGAUUUCGUCAGGCUCAAAGGCAGCAGCUGCAUGAUAUGAUUGAGGAGCUUCCAACAGUAUCUGAGGUUGUCGUAGCUGAGAUAAAUAAGAAGAGGCAGCAGCAACGAAAACGAAAGAGAACUUCAUCAUCAGCUUCCAUGCAAGAAUCUUAUAAUGAGCGAGGAAGAAGUAAAAAUAUGGAGACAGAGACUUCGAAAGAAAUGAUGAAAGCAGAGGAGGAGGAUGAGAUAAAAGUGGAGUGGGUGCGUUGUUGGAGGUGUCACAGGCACUUCCAUAGACAGUGUGUCCGCGAUUUUUCUGCUAAGCCGCGCAUUGACAUUAACAACUUUCUAUGUACCAUCUGUCAUUUGCCGUAUGAUACCCUCUGUCGUGUGCCGUAUAAGUGAUCGAUACGUACCCCUCCCAAACACAAAGCUUCUUGUUGCGCACAGUGCCUACUUUUCCAUCCUCGUUAUUUUGGACACUGGUUUAGUUGUCGUUGGGUCCGGUUUCUCUGCAAUGUCCUUUUCGUUCCGACAGUUGAAACGAUGUCGUUUUGUUAGCGGAUGCUA